This is a messenger RNA of Linepithema humile (Argentine ant), 1668 nucleotides long. It is a transcript of the gene Syx7, whose product is annotated as syntaxin 7. Gene Ontology annotation, biological process: intracellular protein transport; vesicle fusion; vesicle-mediated transport. Gene Ontology annotation, cellular component: synaptic vesicle; endomembrane system; membrane. Gene Ontology annotation, molecular function: SNAP receptor activity; SNARE binding. NCBI's taxonomy places the organism in Eukaryota, Metazoa, Arthropoda, Insecta, Hymenoptera, Formicidae. The record is from RefSeq and is a predicted model, not a curated record.
GUGUUAAUGAUAUCGGAGGAGUGGGAUUACACUAUAAGAUAAUACAUUCCCUGCCAUGUUUGACACCCAAGUGUCAGUGUAAGACGUAUUUAGCACGAAUUUUGUCGACGGUGUUGUCGUUAACGCUUUUUUAUCGUAAAAGUGGUAAGGAUUGUUACUGUCACGUUCGCAAUAAUUGCAUUCUAACGACGAUUCAAGAUGGAUGUUGGAUUUUCAUCGUAUCACAAUGGUGGUCCUGCACGAGAGCAAGAUUUUAGUAGAUUAUCGCAAACCAUUGGUACUUCAAUAUUAAAGAUAUCGCAGAAUGUAUCUUCCAUGCAGAAAAUGGUCAAUCAGUUGGGUAGCUCUACCGACUCUCAAGAACUCAGGAAUCAGCUGCAUCAGAUACAACAUUAUACUCAACAAUUGGCAAAAGAUACUAGCGUUCAUCUUCGAGAUUUAGCUAUACUAGCCAAUAAUUCUGGUUCUACGAGUCCUGGAGAACAGAGGCAGCGUAAAAUGCAAAGAGAACGCCUUCAAGAUGAAUUUACAAGUGCAUUAAAUUCUUUUCAAGCUGUACAAAGACUGGCUGCUUCCAAGGAGAAAGAAAUGGUCAGGAAGGCUAAGGCUAAUGCAGGCAUUACACCGUUUGGAGAAAAGAAACAAGAGACUCUCAUAGAAUUACAAGAUAGUAAAACAUAUUCUAAUGAUAAUUCAAAACUACAACAAGAACAACUGCAGGAACAGAUGAAUUUACGAAUGUUAGAAGAACAAGAAGCUAGUAUAAGACAAUUAGAGAGUAACAUUAGUGAUAUUAAUCAAAUAUUCAAAGAUCUCGGAGCUCUAGUGUAUGAUCAAGGAGAAGUGAUUGAUUCUAUAGAAGCUUCAGUUGAAAGAACCGAGGUAUCCGUUAAUGAAGGUGCUUCUCAAGUAAGACAAGCGAGUCUCUAUCAAACUAAGUUGCGUAAAAAAAAGUGCAUUCUCAUACUGAUAGCAGCAGUUAUAUUGUCGAUUUUGAUUGGAAUUAUUGUUUAUUAUAACUAACAAACAAUGUACAGCGGGAGUUGGUGUGCUACAGAAUAAUAUAAUGCUAAAAAAAUUUGCUGCCUGUGAACGAAUCACAGAAUACCAACCUGAUAAAAUUCUUAAUGAUAUUCUUAUUUAAUUUUGAUUGUUUUAAACUGUCUAUCUACGGAAUAGCUACAUUAGAGAGAUGUAGAGAGGAAGAAACUUAUGUAUUCCAUUGUGAUAAUCAUAAGUGCGAGCUCUGAUGUACGAUUAUAAUUUUAAUAGCAUGUUUAAGAUUGCCGCAGUCUAUUUGUACGUUUCAUUAUUCAUAUAAAAUAUUAGUAUAUAAUAAUCAGUUAUAUAUAAUAACAUAUUUAUGCAUGUGUGUGUGCGAGAAUUAGGUAAUUUAACGCAACUAUAUGUAACAAAGAUAGAUGUGUGGGUGGUUGUGUGUGUGUGCGCGCGCGUGUGUGUGUGCAUGCGUAUGAACUAUUUGUAUAUGUUAUUUGACUACCAAUGUAAUUCUGUACGUGCUUAUAAGAUAACUUUAAUGUUACUCUUACAAAAACUCUGGAACAAAUGUUUGAGGGCCGUGUUGUAAUAUUUUAGAAAAAUCAGAGAAUCACAUGUAAGUUAAUAUAUUAUAUUUAAUUGAAAAAUGUUGAUUUAUUUUAAACAGAA